CGGAUCUCAAUAUUAAUAUGGUUCUCUCAAAUAUUUUCUAAAAUUCUCAUCCUCAAAAGAUUAAACACAAUAACAUUUUAUAUCGAGUUAUACUGAAAAGAUAUAUUUUACAAUGUAUAUAAACUUGAGGGAGAAAAAAUAAAGCUGCACUUUUGUACGCCAUUAGAGGGACACAAUGUAAACUAACAAACUGAGUUACUAUAUACAUUUUGCACAAACACAAAAAAAAAAAAUUUAUAUAUAACAAAUCCCACAUUGUUCCUUUUUCUCUUACCCUCUGCAUAAACACUGUCACGCACUAUAUAUAAUCCUCAUUAGUAGUAUUAAUCUUCCUCCAAGAUAGUAUUUGUUUAACUAUAGAUUAGUAACUACAUUUUGAGAAUGGGAGGUUUAGGUUCACCAUGUGGAGGCUGCAAGUUCUUGCGUAGGAAAUGUGUAGAAGGUUGUGUAUUUGCACCAUACUUUUGCUACGAAGAAGGGUCCGCUAAUUUUGGAGCCAUUCACAAAGUCUUUGGAGCCAGCAACUUCUCUAAGCUCAUCUCUAAUCUCCCUGUUCAUGACCGUUGUGAAGCCGUACGAACCAUCUCUUACGAGGCUCAGUCUCGUCUCCAUGAUCCUAUUUACGGCUGCGUCUCCCAAAUCUUCUCCCUCCAGCAACAGGUUGUUAGUCUACAAGCACAAGUGGUACUCCUUAGAGAACAAGCUUCUAGAAAGUUCCCUCAAGAGGAUUGCAUGGAACAAGGGAAGGUUGUAGCUCAAGAUAUGCCUCAAGAUCUUCACAACUGGUUUCACCAAGUAGUCUCAGACUCCAACCUUAACCAGAUGAGUGAUGUUGCAUCAACGACCAUGGACCGCAACGAGUCAUUUUGCAGCUCAAGUGAAUCUCUUUACUACCCGGAAGUCAUGUUUCCAUGGUCUGUUUGAGUACAAGUGACUAGUUUGCGUGAGAAUGGAACUUAUAUUCUUCUAGAAACUUUGCUCCUAUCGACCUUUUGAUUCUUUGCAUCUCAAAAAUCAAAUCCACCAACCAUUUUUCUCUUUGGAUUUAACUGUUUCUUCAACGAUCCUUCAUAGAAACAACAUUAGUUUUAAACAAGUGACCCAAAA
Molecule: messenger RNA, 1107 nt
Organism: Brassica napus (rape)
Lineage: Eukaryota; Viridiplantae; Streptophyta; Magnoliopsida; Brassicales; Brassicaceae
Product: LOB domain-containing protein 14
Exons: 2
Coding region: 382-924 (180 amino acids)
Biological process (GO): hormone-mediated signaling pathway; positive regulation of DNA-templated transcription
Cellular component (GO): nucleus
Source: RefSeq, a predicted model, not a curated record